Molecule: messenger RNA, 1037 nt
Organism: Saccostrea cuccullata (small rock oyster)
Lineage: Eukaryota; Metazoa; Mollusca; Bivalvia; Ostreida; Ostreidae
Product: protein rolling stone-like
Exons: 4
Cellular component (GO): membrane
Source: RefSeq, a predicted model, not a curated record
CCUAAAUAUCUUCAGUCAUGGUCAAUACAUGAAGUAUUUAAUUAUAGACUUUAAACUGAAACUAAGAGAAAAUAUUAUAACUGCAACUUAGGAAAAGUGUUUAUCAAAGCAAACAAUACCAGGAAUUGGGUCUAUAAGCAUGACUUUUGGUCAACGUGAUGACAGGAGAGCGGGAAGACAAUCGCCGCCUUGUAUCUUGUCUGGAGAGAGUCAAGAAGGAAUUUAGCCGGGAAAAUUUUCUAUUAGAAUAUGAAAACCCCGUUGAUUUUGUACAGUUACAGUAUGGUCCCUCUGUGUUGUUCAUCGCUUGGUCCGUGUGUUGGGCGAUUCUACAUGUACUCGGACUCGGCCUCCAGCCGUACUUCAACAAGAAUUAUGACCUUGACCUGAAGUGGUUCUCCUACCUUACAUACUGGGGGUACACCACCUUGUGUGUGUUCACAUUGUGUGACAGUGUGGCAACCGUCUAUGUUCACAUUCGGCGACAAGAUAUCAUCCAAGGAGAAUGCAAAGCAAUGCCGUGGUACUUGAAGGCAGUUUGGGUGCAGUUUAAUGUGAACACCCCGGUAGCACUGGUGAUAACCAUUCUGUUUUACUUAUUCAUCCCAAAUGAUACCAGUCCCAACAGUAUACUUGUUCACGCCAUGAACACUGUAUACGUCAGUGCAAACGUCAUCGUCUGUGCCAAACCUCUACGCAUGCUCCAUGUUUAUCAUCCAUUUCUGUAUGGCACAGUAUAUGUGAUUUUUUCUGUAAUAUACCAGAAAACCACAGGUCGUGUGGUUUAUACCCAGCUGGACUGGGACAACAUGCCACAGACAGCAUUAUUUAUGCUUGGAAUUUUGCUGCUAAUUCUCCCCUUUCUAUACUUCAUGUGUUUGCUUGUCACGAGGUUAAGGACUUUGUUACACACAAAGCUUUGUAAAAUGAAAACUGCGUCCGUUUCUCCAUCGGAAUCACCAGACUGUCCAAAUGAAAGCAAUAAAGGAAUCGUGCGAGAAGAAAUAUAUAGCAACCAUGUUCAUAAAAAUAAGGAA